This is a messenger RNA of Nezara viridula (southern green stink bug), 633 nucleotides long. NCBI's taxonomy places the organism in Eukaryota, Metazoa, Arthropoda, Insecta, Hemiptera, Pentatomidae. The record is from the annotation of a GenBank genome assembly.
AUGGUCGAAAGGUUCGAAUCCAGCUCUUUGGUGUUCGGCUCAUCUCGGAAAGAGUCCACAGUCAUCAGCGUUCUUCAAGUCCUCAACUUCCUCCGGACCCUUCGCUCCGGAAUUUUUCUCCUUUUCCCGGAUCUUCUUGUCUCCUUCCCGAGUCUAUCUCUCGAGGUUACUUGUACUCGACCGGAUGUCAAUACUUCGAUCUCAUCUUCCUUCGAGUCUUCUGUUACAACACAAUGUCUUUUCGAGUUUGAGUGGCUUCGAGGGAAAGGGUCGGUUUGGGGAGAAGAAAAUCCGGGAAAAGGAGAAAAAUACUGGGAUGAAGUGUUUCGGUUGGAGGUUGAGGACUUGAAGGAUGUCGAUGACUAUGGACUCCUUCUCUGUAUGGGCCCAGUACCGAAGAGUCAGAUUCGGGUCUUUCAAUCAUCCCGUAAGAGCGAGGGCCGCUCUCUGCUCGCGAGGGAUGAGAUGGAUUUUAGAGGAUGGCUUGCCCGGUCCUCAAGAGGGGAGAUCGUUUUAUUGGCCAGGAAGAGUUUUUUGUCGUCCAGUGACUUUUUUUGUCUUAGAAUCUUCUCGAGUUACCUCCACAGAAUAUCACCCUUUGUGGUCCAGAGAUACAGAACUUACGACUUUUAG